Molecule: messenger RNA, 2049 nt
Organism: Capsaspora owczarzaki ATCC 30864
Lineage: Eukaryota; Filasterea; Ministeriida; Capsasporidae
Exons: 14
Coding region: 1-2049 (682 amino acids)
Molecular function (GO): protein binding
Source: RefSeq, a predicted model, not a curated record
AUGACACCAAAAGGGCUUGCUUUUGGUCUGCUGCUGCUGCUGCUGUUUGGCGUGAUGUGUCACGUCCAGCUGGCUCAAGCAGCCGAUGCGUGUGGCACUGGCGGCGUGUGCUUCUGCGGGGGAUCCACUGUCAAUUGCCAAAGCAGAAAUCUCACUGAGAUUCCAAGCGCAAUCCCAGUUGGCACCACGAGCCUGAGUCUAUAUGACAACCAAAUCACCAGCCUUCCCGCCUCUGCUUUCACAGGCCUGACUCUGUUGAGUGGCCUGUAUUUGCAAAACAACCAGAUUACUGCCGUUCCCGCCUCUACCUUCACGGGCCUGACUACCCUGAAACGAUUAUAUCUGCUAAACAACCAGAUCACCAGCAUUCCCGAAAACGCAUUCACAGACCUCACUGCACUGAUUAACCUGGAGCUGUCCACCAACCAGAUUACUGCCAUUCCCGCCUCGACCUUCACAAACUUGACUGCCCUGAAAACCUUGAGCCUGAAUAACAACCAAAUCACCCUCCUGGCAGCCAACGCAUUCACAGGCCUAACCGCCCUGACCGAAUUGUAUCUUUACAGCAACGCGAUCAGCAGCAUUUCUGCAAACGCGUUCACGGGCCUGAUUGCACUGACCACGUUGCACCUACAGAUGAACCAAAUAACCAGCAUUCCUGGGAACACAUUCACAAGCUUGACUGCGCUGGCUUUUCUUGCUCUAAGCGACAACCGCAUCACCAGCAUUUUUGCCGACGCAUUCACAGGCCUGACUGAACUAACCUUACUAGCUCUAACCAACAACCAGAUCACCAGCAUUUCUGCCGCUGCACUCACAGGCAUGCCUGCACUGCUACAAUUGCGACUCGAUGGCAACCAGAUGACCAGCAUUUCUGCCUCUGCGCUUACAGGCCUGCCUGGACUGUCGCAAUUGCUACUCCAUGGCAACCAGAUGACCAGCAUUCCCGCUAACGCAUUCACAAGUCUCACGGCGCUGAUGUUCUUGACUUUGAGUGGCAAUCCCUUCACCACUUUGCCGCCCGGGCUGUUUAAGGGCCUGCCCAAUAACAUGGACUUGUCGUUUGACGGCCAAUUCUUCCAAUAUCUGAGCCCCAACAACUUUACCUUUGGUGGGAACACUGUCGCUCCGCCCAGCACAUACGGCAAUGCAUCCUACCCAUACCAGUGUGAUACAUUCUGUGCCACCUGCUAUGCCGCAGGGCCCGGGUCGUGUUGCGCGACCAACUGUCUGACAUGCACUUCAUCCACUGUGUGCACUCAGUGCUCUGAAGACUACGGCGUCAUGGAAGGGUCCUGCGUUCCCCUGUCCGUCAUUGCCUCCUCCGCUUCAGUCGCGUCCACGCAAUCUGCGUCGGUUGCGUCUCUCGUUUCCGCUACUUCGGCGCUCUCGGCAUCCUUUGCUUCCCUCGCUUCUGCGUCCUCGGCGUCAAUUGCCUCACAGAUGUCUGCAUCCGCCGCCAGUGCUUCAUCCGUCUGGCAGACUUCGGCUGCAUCUGCCGCGUCCAAUGCGCCAAAGGGUUCAAGUGACUCAGAUUCAUGGCCUAUUAUUCUCGGAGUGAUUCUUGGCCUGUUAGCUCUCAUUUUGUUGGUUGCGCUGGCUGUGGCUCUUCGGCGUCGUCGCUCUCCAGCCGCACUGGCAACCACUGCAUCGGCUACCAAACUACGCGAGCCAACAUCUAACUCAUCCGACCCGACCUACCAGACCGUCGGCACUGUGCUGAACGCUGUGAAUCCAGCCUACGACAUUCUGUCGGCCAAUCCGACCUAUGAAUCUGCGAAUCCAACCUACACCACUUUGUCUCAUACUGGCAACCACGCCUUGUACGAACACGUUGACACAAAGCCCCAGGCUCCUGCGUCGGAGCAGGUGUAUGCUGAGGCAUCCGUGUCUGCAUCCGGUGAAACGAAAGCCUCAGGCAGCAGCGGUGUCGAGUACGCCGAUCCCUCGCUGCCCAAUGCCUCGUCUGUCCGUGUGCCGCCCACGUCCACACCAACCUCUUACUAUGACUAUGGAAUGCGUGUGCAGUUACAACGCUUCAUACUGUAA